GGGGCGUUGCACUUUGGCGGCCUGGCAACGCCGUCAGCUGAUGGACUGAAAAUUGUUGCUGCUUGCGCGAAUGUAUUUUUAAAAUAAAAGCCAUCGAGAUCGGAGAACACGGUAUCCGGGAGGAGGAUGGCCAGCAAGCAGGAGAGCCGCCUGUGCGCCCUCACCUUCUUCGCGAAACUGCAUCCGGGCGAUGUGUGCGGCAGCAAUGGACUCCCGCUGACGCCCAACUCGAUUGCGAUUCUGGGCAGGGCGCAGAAGUUAAAGGACUUACAGGACGAGCACUUGUGCCAGUACCUGGACGUGAUACGCGGCAAGCAUGAACGCACCAUUGUGGUCUCCGAGUUCAUGGGACUCUCUCUGGAGGAUUACGCGAAGCGGCAGCAUCCCCUGGCCUUGGGUCAGAUCCUGCGCAUCUUCUACCAAGUCGUCCGCGGCAUCGAUGUCCUCAGUCGGCACCACCUGGUCGCCCACAACCUCGAGCCCAAGCACAUUCUCAUCUCCCGGGACGGCCGGCAGGUGAAGCUCUUCAACUACGGCCUCCAUCACAUGACCAAGGGCGGCUGCUACGUGCCCUUCCCCAUCGGCAACAUCCGGUACAUGGCCCCGGAGCGCGUGCUCGGCCUGAACGGCAAUAUUAAGAGCGAUGUCUGGGCUCUGGCCCUCCUCGUGGUGGAGCUGAUCUUCCAAAUCGAACUCUGGCCGAAGCUGAAGCUUUCGAAUGUGAUUCGGAAGAUCCUGGCCUUUGGCCGGAGCAACGGUGUGCUGGAGAAGAUUGCCCGGGAGCACCAGUGCUACGAUCGUUACACGGCGUUGGACAAGGAGCUGCGCCAGCUCCUGGAGAGCUGCCUGCAUGUGCUGCCGAAGAAACGUCCGCUGCCGGGGGAGCUGCUGAAGCACCCGCUCUUCGAGGCGAUUGCCUCCGAGAUGAGCAAGGAGAACGAGCUGCUGGAGUCGCUGGAGAAGGAUCCGGUGCCGUUGUUGAUGCGCUGCCCGCUCUCGCAGAUCUACCACCUGUGGCAGCUGGCCGGCGGCGAUGUCCAGGCGGAGCUGAAGAAGGAGGGACUCAUCCGGAGCGAGGCUCCGAUCCUGGGCCUGCCGCAGAUCGUCCGCCUCAGCGGGGUGAGCGUCUGUCCGGGACGGAGUCAGGCGCAGCUGAUGGACGACCGGGUGGUGCCGCUGCGCCUGCAGGCUCUGCUCCAGCGGCUGAGUCGCCUGCCGGCGAAUGUCUACUUUCCGCUGCUGCACUCGCCGCGCUUUCCCGCCCAAAACGCCCGCGAACUCCAGGCCCUGCCGUUGGUGAUUCGCGAGAAGGACAUCGAGUACCAGUUCCAGCGAGUGCGCCUCUUCACCCGCCUCCUCCAGGGGCAUCCGCACACGGCCGAGCAGCUGCAGCGCGAGGCGCUGGUGGAUGUCCCGCCGCUACUCCGUGGCCCGAUUUGGGCGGCCCUGCUGGAGGUGGUGCCCAAUGGGAGCUACUGGAAGAUCGACAAGUACACGGCCACCAGCACCGACCGCCAGAUCGAGGUGGAUAUCCCGCGGUGUCAUCAGUACGAUGAGCUGCUCUCCUCCCCGGACGGCCAUCGGAAGCUGCGCCGGUUGCUGAAGGCCUGGGUGACGGCCCAUCCCCAAUACGUCUACUGGCAGGGCCUGGACUCGCUGACGGCGCCGUUCCUCUAUCUAAACUUUAACAACGAAGAACUGGCCUUCCUGAGUCUGUUCAAGUUCAUCCCGAAGUACCUCCAGUGGUUCUUCCUCAAGGACAACUCGGCGGUGAUAAAGGAGUAUCUGAGCAAGUUCUCGCAACUGACCGCCUUCCAUGAGCCGCUCCUGGCCCAGCACCUGGCCAGCAUAAGCUUCAUUCCAGAGCUCUUUGCCAUUCCCUGGUUCCUCACCAUGUUCUCACACGUGUUCCCGCUGCACAAGAUCCUGCAUCUGUGGGACAAGCUGAUGCUGGGCGACAGCUCCUAUCCGCUGUUCAUCGGGAUUGCGAUUCUCCGCCAGCUUCGGAGUACCCUGCUCUCGUCCGGCUUCAAUGAGUGCAUACUGCUCUUCUCCGAUCUGCCGGACAUUGUGAUGGAAGGUUGUGUCCUGGAGUCCCAGAAGAUGUACGAGGCGACUCCGAAGAGUAUAACGCACCGUCAGCAUGCCCUCCGCCUCCACACAGUCCAUGAUUUGGACAUCGGCGUUGAUGACGUGGAACUGAAGCACUUGCAGCAGGAGCAGUGCCCUCGGAUCAGUGCCAAGGAUGUGCUCCACUUGCUGCUUAAUAAUCCCUCGGAACUGGCGCUGGUGGAUCUGCGCAGCAUCGUGGAGUAUGGGAGGGUGCAUGUGCCGCACAGCAUCAACAUUCCGUUCGCCACCGUACAGCUGGGGGAGCAGCGACUGGAGGCGCUGCCGGUGCCACAGCUGGAGGCGCAACUGAGGGGCAGGAUAGUGGUGUGUGUGUCCAACAUCCAUCAGCAUUCCGUGGAGUUUUCUCACUUCUUGGUGGCUUGCGGCAUUCCACGCACCUGCAUCCUUCACAAGGGAUUCAAUGUCCUGCACUCCAUCGAGCCGAACAUCCUCAUCUCGAAUUAGUCUUUAAGUUCAAUGUGAAUCGAUCUUUUUGUUCAAAUAGAUUAUUUAAAAAAAUAUUAUAUAUAUAUAUCUUAUAUAACAGAAAGAAUAAUUUUCCAUUAAAAAAUUGCUUUAAAAAAACUGUUUUAUUUCUGCCUUAACUUGUUUCCUUUUUCUUUAGAUUUUCGUUUGUAUAAUGAUUUAUUUUGUAUUAAAAAAAAAAAAAUAAAAACACUUAAACUAAUUACUUAAACUUAAAUAUUUAUACCAAAUUGUAAUCGAAUUGUUUGUUUCUUUCCAUCUCUAUUCAUAAUUUUACUUUAAAUUGUAGGUAAUUGGUUUUAAUUUUAUUUUCUUCUUUACUUUUUUUUUUUUUUUUUUGUAAAUUUUUUAAUUUUAUUUUUUACCUUUCGCUGUGUGCCAUUGCAUUAAAAUUGUUAAUUCGAUUUAAGUUACAUCCUCCUCUUCCUACUCCUCUUUUUCUCUCAGUUAUAUAAUCUUUAUAUAUAUUAAGAAUUUAUGCAAAUGUGGGUGUGUUUUUUCUCUAUGUGCAUUAUCGAUCUGUUCUUGUGUCUGUUUCUGAUCAUCUGGUGCUUGUUUUUUAGUUAAAAAAUGGGCCAUUUUGGUUUGUCUAUUGCUCUGGGGUGGAAGGACAGGGGCUAAUAGGUCACAGCUGGCUACUAGGGGCUAUAAUGGGUUAAAGACUGACACCAAACCGAACCAGCAGCUUGCCGCCGACUCUCAAUACGGGAAAGUUACUUUAAAAAUGGACAAAUUUUGAAUGAAAACUCAAACAUCUGCAGAUAAGCUGGCUCUUUUUUUUUUUUUUUUACUAAU
Messenger RNA from Drosophila ananassae, 3393 nucleotides. Its product is annotated as TBC domain-containing protein kinase-like protein. Gene Ontology annotation, biological process: protein phosphorylation; activation of GTPase activity. The record is from RefSeq and is a predicted model, not a curated record. NCBI's taxonomy places the organism in Eukaryota, Metazoa, Arthropoda, Insecta, Diptera, Drosophilidae. Bases 127 to 2577 code for a protein of 816 amino acids. Gene Ontology annotation, molecular function: ATP binding; protein kinase activity; GTPase activator activity. The transcript has 6 exons.